AUUCCGUAGUCGCAUGCGCCUUUCACUGUGAAAGACUUCGCGGGAAGACGGCAAAUUCUGAGGCACUUGCAGAUAAACAUAUUGUGAGCUUAAUGUCAAUUAAUCUCAGAAUAUAGGCUAAUACAACAUCAACAUGAGUUUAUGGGUGGAUAAGUACAGACCUACAUCUCUAGCAAAACUGGACUACCACAAAGACCAGGCGAAUAAACUGAAAAACUUGGUACACUGUGGAGACUUUCCUCACCUCCUAGUUUAUGGUCCGUCUGGCGCCGGAAAGAAAACUCGCAUAAUGUGUUUGCUGCGCGAAUUGUAUGGCGCAGGUGUGGAGAAGCUCCGCAUCGAGCAUCAGUCUAUCACAGCGCCUUCAAAGAAGAAAAUAGAAAUAAACACAAUAGCAAGCAACUAUCACUUGGAAGUGAAUCCUAGCGACGCGGGCAACAGUGACAGAGUGGUGAUACAGGAGCUGAUAAAAACUGUGGCGCAGUCUCAGCAGAUUCAGUCUAGCACGCAGAGGGAUUUCAAGGUGGUACUGCUGACUGAGGUGGACCGACUCACCAAAGACGCCCAGCAUGCGCUGCGCCGCACCAUGGAGAAGUACAUGUCCACGUGCCGCCUGAUUCUCUGCUGCAACUCCACAUCCAAGGUCAUCUCCCCCAUCAGGAGCAGAUGUCUGGCUGUGCGGGUUUCCUUGCCCAGUGUGGAAGAGGUGUGUAGCGUCCUGACCAGCGUCUGCAAGAAGGAGGGGCUGCUGCUCCCAACCGAGCUGGCCAAGCAAAUCGCAGAGCGGUCGGGCCGCAACCUGCGCAAAGCCCUGCUGAUGUGUGAGGCGUGCCGCGUGCAGCAGUACCCCUUCUCGGCCGACCAGGAGAUCCCCGAGACCGACUGGGAGGUGUAUGUGCGGGAGACGGCCAACGCCAUCGUCAGCCAGCAGAGCCCACAGCGGCUGCUAGAGGUGCGCGCCCGACUGUAUGAGCUCCUGACCCACUGCAUCCCACCGGAGGUGAUAAUGAAGGGGCUGUUGACGGAGCUGCUGAGCAACUGCGACGGGCACCUCAAGGGUGAGGUGGUUCAGCUGGCCGCCUAUUAUGAGCAUCGGCUUCAGCUUGGCAACAAGGCAAUCUACCACCUGGAGGCCUUUGUGGCCAAGUUCAUGGCUAUCUACAAGAAGUUCAUGGAGGACGGCUUGGAUAAUUUCAUGUUCUGAGUUAUUGUGUCGCAGCACUCAAAGACUGCAUUCAGGUCACUGGAGUUAAGCAGUGGUUGCUGUUAGCACUUGUCGAUACGAAUGGGAAAGAAUGGAGCUAAUGUCACAUCCCACAUCAACAAGCAGCCCCAUCAUCCUAUCCACAAAUUAUUAAUUGUUAGUAUAUCCUAUCCACAAUUUGUUCAUCAUAACGGUCUUUGUUGUGUAGUGACAAAUGCCAUUAACUAGCAUUUUCUUCCAUUGUGAAUAGGAAAAAAUAUAUUCAUAACAUAACCAAAUGUUUUUUUUGAAGGUCAGUCUUUCAUCAGGCAUUCAACCAAAUGAAUGAAAAAGGGCUUUUAAUAGUGUGCAUUAAGUGAUACAAAUAUGUAUUUCUCGUGUUCAUGUUAGGCUGUGAAAUUCAAUAAACUGAGACCUUUUCCCACUGCA
Messenger RNA from Alosa alosa (allis shad), 1633 nucleotides. RefSeq names its product replication factor C (activator 1) 3 (gene rfc3). Gene Ontology annotation, molecular function: DNA clamp loader activity; ATP hydrolysis activity; DNA binding. The coding region runs from base 134 to 1204 and encodes 356 amino acids. The transcript is spliced from 2 exons. Gene Ontology annotation, biological process: DNA repair; DNA-templated DNA replication. The record is from RefSeq and is a predicted model, not a curated record. Lineage: Eukaryota; Metazoa; Chordata; Actinopteri; Clupeiformes; Clupeidae. Gene Ontology annotation, cellular component: nucleus; DNA replication factor C complex.